This is a messenger RNA of Hirundo rustica (Barn swallow), 3907 nucleotides long. Its product is annotated as receptor-interacting serine/threonine-protein kinase 2-like. The coding region runs from base 196 to 1899 and encodes 567 amino acids. Gene Ontology annotation, molecular function: JUN kinase kinase kinase activity; ATP binding. The record is from RefSeq and is a predicted model, not a curated record. The transcript is spliced from 14 exons. Gene Ontology annotation, biological process: regulation of apoptotic process; protein phosphorylation. NCBI's taxonomy places the organism in Eukaryota, Metazoa, Chordata, Aves, Passeriformes, Hirundinidae.
CCGGCAGGAAAUCUCGAGCUGAGCUUGAAUGCAGUUCAAAGCCGACUCACUCUUGGUAUCACAAAGUUUCACUCCAUCAUUCCAGAGUUUUAUGUUUCUGUUUCCAGAGCCCUGGUCUACUUGACCCCAAAGGGAGAAUUCCAGCUUGAGGAGUUCUGGCUCACUGACCACUGAUCUUGCACCAGCCAUCAAGAAAUGGCCAAUCCAUUACCUGUGGUAGCCCAGGAAGAUUUGGAAAGCUUUACCUUGACCAGGACAGGCUCAGGCUUUGCACUCAAAGCCUUUCAUAUUUCCUGGAACACUCCCAUCUCUGUGAAGCUUCUGACCAGCCAGGAUGACAGGGAGUGGAAGCUGUUGCUUCAGGACAUAACAAGUGUCAGACGCUCUGAGUCUGAACGUCUCCUACCUUUCCUUGGGAUUUACCAGUACCAUGGACUUGUGGGGAUAGUGACAGAAUGGAUGAACAACGGAUCCCUCCACUCCCUCAUCCAUGAGCAUCAACUGUACCCAGAACUUGCCUUUCCCUUACUCAUAAGGAUCCUGUCGGAUGUGGCUGAAGGGCUGCAUCAUCUGCACAGCCUCGAACCUGCUCUCUGUCACUGCAGCCUGAAACCUUCCAAUGUGCUUUUGGAUGUGCAGUACAGAGCCAAGAUAUCAGAUUAUGGCCUUACCAACUGGAGGAAACAGCAACUGAGGGCAGACCUGCAGAACUGCCAUCAGAAAAACUGCCAGGAUUUAGUGUAUCUUUCUCCCGAAAUACUUGAAGGAGGCCUCCCUUCCCAGGAAGGUGAUAUUUACAGUUUUGGAAUCCUGUGUUGGGAAACCCUCAGCAGACGGAAACCUUUCGAAGGUCAAACAACCCUGCUUGAUGUUUUGAGGGGAAUCCGCAACAGUUUGCGGCCAAGCAUUUCAGAAAAGUUCAUACCAAGCAAUUUGCCUGAGAGGAACAGGCUAUUGCAGCUCAUUGCUCUGUGCUGGCAUCAAGAAGCAGAUUAUAGACCACAUACUGCAGAAUGUGUAUACCUUCUAAAUGGAGUUUUGACUGGUAUAAAUAAGGAAGUGAUUUCUGCAGCAAUCUACAAUUUGAUGGAUGCAAAGGAGAGAGCGCUUAAUGCAUGCAAAGGCUCAGAGAGGUACACAUUGCAGACAGGCACACGGAAUUCAGAGGAUAACUCCAUCCAACAAAACCCAGCUGUUUUGCCUUGUUCCAAGCAGCUCACUCUGACCUUGCUCUUGCAAAACCAACCUCCUCCUCUCAAGAUCAUCUGUCCACAAAAAGACAACCACUUAAUCAGCAAGAAAAUUCCUCUUGUAGUGCCAAGCUUGUCAACUCUUCUACUUGACAGCAGUGCAAAUACAGCAGGAAGAGAUAAUAUUGAAAUGGGUGUAUCAAAUACAACCCCACAGGAUGCAACAGCAACAAAAGAUCACCUAGGCUCUGAGGGAAGAAAAUCAAGCUCCUUUUGCACAGCUCCUUCAUCUGGUUCAACUGCAGGCAAAGAGAGCAGUCAGCAUAAUUCCCCACCACUGGCUCUUAAGCACAGACCACAGCAAAUGCACCUGGGACAGGUGACAGGUCCUCACAGCAAAGGAACCUGCUGUCAAAUCCUUGCCUGCCAGAGACAGACCAUACUGAACUGCAUGACAGAAGGACGCCUCAACCACAUCCUGGAUGUGCUUCGCUCGCAGCAAUCCCUGUCCCGAAUGGAUUAUGAAGGCAUCACCUCGUACCCCACAGUGACCGGCCGUGCUCGGGCGCUGCUGGACACCUGCCUUUGCCUCGGGGAGAGGGCAGCACAAGCUGUAGUGACUGCACUUUCAGUGAGAAAAUGUAGUCCUCUGGGACAAGUCAUUCAUUGCCCAGACUGUCCUUCUAAGGUAAACCGGCUGCUGUUGUGACUGACUUUUUCCGCAGCCUGUUGUAUGCAUCUGAGCUCUACUAAUUUGUGAUGGCAAAGAUUCACAUUAUUGUCUCACAAUCCACUGACUAAAGGCAACUCCUCCUACAGCCCAUUAUUUGAGUACUGUGGUGGAAAAAGCUAACUGGAUUAAAAGGUCAAGUCAACCACUGCCAACAGAAAUUGCCAAGACUGGUAUAACAAAUACUGAUUUGGACCUCAGAGAUGGGAGAAGUGCAAUAUGUGCCCGAGCAGGUGAGUUCAAGUGAGAUGACCUUAUUUAGUUGAUUUUUUUUUUUUUUUUUUUUUUUUUUUUUUUUUUUUUUUUUAAAGAAGGGAGGAAAAUGAAUCAUGACUUUUUGGAGGUCACAGUAUGGAAGAAUGGCUGUUUAUAAAUAGUUUCAAAUAAGGGUAACAGAACAACAGAAUACUGGAUGAAGAAAAAAAAAUAACUGCCUUUCGCUGCCCUCAUAUCUGAGCCAGCUGUUAAGAGUGAAAAGCUGCAUAAAAUCAAGAAAUAUUUCUUCAGCAGGGCUUUAAGUAAUAUUUGGAAGUUUUAUAUUAUGCAUAUAAAUUACUUCAUUUUCCUUAAAAAUGAUCAUACGAAAAUGUACCAGUACUUACAUCAGUGUUUUGGAGAUGUCGGACUUGGAGUACUCAUGGAAAAUGGAAAAAUGUUAAUACUUUACAUCCAUGUAUCUCUCUAAACAUGUCUGCAGUUCAAAUGUAAAACUAAACCAGGCAGAAAAGAUACCAAGCUGAUAAUUUAGAAAUGGUGGUCCUGCUGAACUGUUGUCAUGGGUGUACUCUAAGGGGAGACAGCCUGAGAAUACUGGGAGGUUUUCUUGCUCUGGCCUGGACUCACCCAUGGUCACAGAUGCUUUGGAGUGUCCUGCUGCUGCUUGAACUCAUCCUCAGGUCAUGGUCCCUUUGAUUUGAGUUCACAUGGAGUUCCAGUGUGUCCAGCACAGCAGCACAGAACAUUGCUGUUAUCAGAAUGUUCCCAGGCACAGUCAAGUAAGAUAAGUGAUACAGCAAGCAGUGGAAGCAACAAACCAGCCACUAAUGAGCACCAGUCACCUUGUGUGCAGAAGGCAAACAAGUCCCAUGGCAAGCACAGAAGUCUGUCAACAGAUAAACAGCAACAGCAGCUAUAAAUGUGAUCCAGCACAUUCCAGUCCAAAUCUGUUGUUACCUUCAACCCUUCAAGCCUCACAUUGGAUGUUGAAAAGAACAUUUGUGGUUUAACCCCAGCAGACAACUAUGCUUCACAACAGUAAAGUAAGAAAACUUGUUGGUUGAGAUCCAGACCAUUUAACAUGUAAAGCAAAAGCUGCAUAUAAGCAAAGGAAAACAUGGAAUUUGUUCAGCCAUCUCCAGGAAAGCAGGGAGCAUUCCCAUGUAAUGGUUACUUAAGAAGGCAAAUGCCAUCACUCCAAACGUCCACCCUUUCCUCCUUCCCUAGCUGAGCUUGAUGCCACAUGCUCUGGAGUAUCCCUUUGGCCAGCUGUGGUCAGCUGUCCCAGCUUGUCCUCUCCCAGCUCCUGGUGUGGUGAGGGGCAGAAAGCCUUGGCUCUGUGUGAGCUCUGCCCAGCAAUAACAAAACAUCCCUGAAUUGUCAACGUUGUUUUCAGUACAAAUUCAAAAUACAGCCUCAUACUAGCUCCUAUGGAGAAAAUUAACUCUACCCCAGACAAAACCAGCAUAAUUUGAAAGGGAAAUAAUAAGAUUACUGUCUUUAUAAUGAAAAUAAUGAUAUAAGGUGCUGGAUUUUUAAAGGUCCCGCGGGGUUUCUUCAAGCUUCAUGGCACCAGAUUAGCACGAGAACUUCUUAUACCAUCUACAGGUAUUUCAAAUGCAAAAACCAUGUUAUCGGUUUCCCUAUGUUGCUUUUGUUCUCUCCGCAGUUUCAAAGUUCUCAUUGAAUUCAGACAUUUGGCUGAUUGUAAAUGCAGUAAUGAUGAAUUGUCUAGGCACACUUAAGAAAUAAAAAAUGUGUUACAUCCAAA